This is a messenger RNA of Lymnaea stagnalis (great pond snail), 8651 nucleotides long. Lineage: Eukaryota; Metazoa; Mollusca; Gastropoda; Lymnaeidae. The record is from the annotation of a GenBank genome assembly.
CUUGACGAUACCAGCCAAAUGGCAAGUGAUGAUAUCUUUCCUGUCGUGCUGGACAACGGCUCGGACACGUGUAAGGCCGGCUUGGCAAGGGAGGAUGAACCCACGGUCAUAUUUCCUUCAGUGGUGGCUCAAGACAGCAACAAGGUAAGACAAGUGGCCGAAAACGGUCAACAGAAAUUAAGUUUAAAUUUGACUGUUCUUCAUGUUUUGUGUGUAUUUUUUUCUAUUUCUGUUCUCACUAUUCAUUCUGUUCUUAUUAUUCUUUCUCUUCUUGCUGUUAUUCUUGAUCUGUCUGUUUUUUCAUUUCUUCCUGUUCUUGAUGUUCUUUAUGUUAUUCUUGUUCUUCCGUUUUUUUUCUAUUCUUUGUCAUCUUACUUUUCUUUCUCUUCUUCCAGUUCGUUCUGUUCUCUUUGUUCUUUCUGUUUUUUAUGUUCUUUCUGUUAUUGAUGCUCUUCUUGUUCUUUCUAUUCUUCCGUUUCUUUCUGUUCUUCUGUUUCUUUAUUUUUUUUUCUCUUAUUUCUGUUCUCCCUUUCCAUUUUUUUCCUUCUGUUCCUGGCGUUCUUCGUGUUCUUUAUGCACUUUCUGCUGUUCUUGUUCUUCCUGUUCUUCCUGUAAUUCCUGAUCUCCCUGUUCUUCAUAUAACAUCGCUGUCGCUUAUAUUCGACACAUAAUCUCGGACAUGUUUUCCCGUGAGGCUCUGUUGUCCACUGUAGGACAUCGUGUCCAAUGAACUGUUGAUCGUCUAAGUUUUCGCCCGUCCAUUUCGUGAUAUCCUCUCUGAUUUACUCCAACGACAAGACCAGGUACGUUGGCCAGAAGGCACUAGAUAAAGAUGCCACCCUCCCCCUCAAAUCACCAGUACAGAGAGGGCUGAUUACCAACUGGGACGACAUGGAGGCAGUAUGGGAUUAUGUCUUUAAGGUGGGUCCACUGUAUAGCUUAGAACAAAAUCAAUCACGAAAACCCACUGUCUGAAAAGCCACAGUUAUAUGACGAAUGAAAUGUAAAAUUCGCCACACUUAUAUUAUUAUAUCCCUAUAUAAGUCUUGAAAUACAACUGUUAAAUAACAUUAUAUAAGUAUGCAACUGCUUACGUGGGUUAACGGGUGCUUUUAUCUUAAGUUUACUCAAAAUGAAAUUUGGAUAAAGUUCGAUAUUUCAAGAAUCAUUUUCAAUUCUACCAAAUUCGUUGUACUUAAGAAGUCCAUUCGCAACAUGUGGUGUCGGUUGGCGAUAGGGUUGCCAACCCCUUGUUUAUGGCAGUAAAAUUUUUCAGAGAAGCUUGACACAGUUUUAUUUAUAAGUAAAAAAAACAACCCCACUAAGUUCACCAUCCUUGUCUUCUAAGCUUCUCAACAACGACCAUUACAACAUCACCAAAGACGAUGACGGUCAAUAGAUUUAACCAUCACGCUCAACAUUUUAAUUUAUGCUCGUGACCAGGAGGCACUCGCCAUUGACCCAAGGACCACGCCGGUCAUGAUGACCGAGACCCACAACAACCCCAGGACAAACAGAGAAAAGACAGCCCAGAUAUUGUUUGAAACCUUUCAGGUUCCAGCUUUCUUUAUGGCCAGUCAGGUAGGUUCGAUUGAUUUGAUCUCGAUAGGUUUGAUUGACCUGAUAUAGAUAAGUUGGAUUGACUUAAAAUAUAGAUAGGUUUGAUUGACCAUAUAUAUAUAUAUAUAUAUAUAUAUAUAUAUAUAUAUAUAUAUAUAUAUAUAUAUAUAAUAUAUAAACAGAAUAUAAUAUAUAUAUAUAUAUACACAAAGAUUUGAUGACUUGAUAUAGAUAGGUUUGAUUGACUUGGUAUAGAUAGGUUUGAUUGACUUGCUAUAAAUAAGUCUUUCUCGUCCUUUUUGAUGCGCUUUAUAGCAAACAUAGAGGUGUUGACACAUGGGAAAAGCACCUUUCAUUUAUGAUGAUGUAGUUUUUACAAAGAUUUGAUGACUUGAUAUAGAUAGGUUUGAUUGACUUGGUAUAGAUAGGUUUGAUUGACUUGCUAUAAAUAAGUCUUUCUCGUCCUUUUUGAUGCGCUUUAUAGCAAACACAGAGGUGUUGACACAUGGGAAAAGCACCUUUCAUUUAUGAUGAUGUAGUUUUGUCUGUCUGACUUUCUUUCUCCUGUUUCAGUUUUAAAGAUUUAAUUAAAAAACUACACGGUGUGUAUCUGUGCACUACACGGUGUAAAUGUGUGCACUAAACUGUGUGAAUGUGUGCACUGCACGGUUUGAAUGUGUGCACUAGACAGUCAGCACUUUCUCUGCACCUUUUGAAAUCUUCAAAAAAAUAAUUAGAUAUUCGUGAUUGGCUUUGAUUCAUCCAAAAAUUUUACACAAAUGAAAUUCCUUCAUUCUUGACCGCCAUCAGUUGAAUUGUAUACAGCAGUAAAAAUAUAUCCUUCAAUGCAUAUGUCGAAUACAGAUUUAACGGACCCUUCAAACAAGGAAAGUGUUGUGUGCUGAGGGUGGGGGGGGUGGGGGGAUGUUGUUAUGGAAAGAAUGGAUUUUUUAAAAAGUCCACAAUUGAUUGGUUUCAUUGUUCUAUCCCAACAAACAGUGGCAGAGGUAGUGUGUAAACUUCCUAUCUACUUAAGUCACGUGACAAAACAUGCAUUCACCUAACGCUCUUUAUGAGAAACCCAAUUCGUGGAGUAAAACAACACUCGAUUCAGUUACAUUCGUACAAAUGGGAUUUUUAGAUGUUUGAGACUUUACAAGAACAUUUGGAGAUUAGUGCACUACGUCUUCUCUAAUUAUCCCGGUAACACCGGGUCAUAUAUUCUUGUUACAUCAUAUUUAAAUGGAGACGAUUUCCGUAAAACAAAAAGACAACAUCACGCACCAAACGCACUUGUGGUAUUUUAAAGAAUCCCAUUUAGCGCAGUUGUCGGAUAUUAUAUUUUGCACGCCAGUGAACUCAACAUCACAGCUAUACCGUACUGUCUUUCAUACCUAGAGAAUUAUAUUGAUUGAUUUUAAUGUUAAUAGAAAACACACCGAUUGUAUUUCUCGUUUUUUCAAUUACAUUUCAGCCGGUUCUCAGCUUGUACAACUCUGGACGGACCACGGGGGCAGUCGUGGACAUCGGUGAAGGUGUGACCACCGCUGUGCCGAUUUACGAAGGUUUUGCCAUCCCGGAGGCGGUCGUCAAGAUGGACUUUGCCGGAUAUGACGUCACGGAAUAUCUCCUCACUCUCCUCGCUGGUACUGCUUUAAGGGCAUUUAAACACCUAUCAUUUCUCACGAAGAUAAAUAGUUCAUUCUACUCUCCCCCCCCCCCCCCCCCCCCCCCCCUCAAUAGUUCUUAAACUGUUCAUUGAAAAACAAUCGCACCUAUUAUGUUUUAAAAAUGUUUACUCGAAUUCCUUUGAAUGCUACCGUGAAUACAACAUUGUAUAUGUUAAGAUAUAUUUUAUAACCCAAGCAUUAUUCAAUAUCACUUUUUUGUGUUAUAAUUGGAUUUAAAAAGGUUAUUUUGAUGGUCUAGUUUUUCAGUAGCAUCAAACGUUCAGCAAAGAAAUCCGAGAAUCAUUUAUUUUAUACGUAGCAGCUACAUCUGGUUAUUAACUAUGAAUAUGUAGUAACUACAUCUAGUUACCAACUAAUGAUGUUUUCUAAAGAGAACUCUAAGGUAAUGAUAAUCUCCCCUCCAGGUAAGGGCUAUAAUUUGACCAGCCCACCAGACAGAAGGAGCGUCAAGAGGCUUAAAGAAACAUCUUGCUCCGUUGCAGCCAACCAGCAAGCCCUAACACAGGCAAAUCCAGCCACGACCUUUGAACUGCCUGACAAAAGAGUUAUCACAUUGGAAGACGAGAGGUGAGUUAGGGGCGGAAGUAUAGAUAAUGGCUGUGCAAAGUUUUAAAUAUUGGGGCACAUUUGACUGAUGGUUGUCCAAAGUAGUAAAGAUUGGGGCACAUUUGACUGAUGGCUGUCCAAAGUAGUAAAGAUUGGGGCACAUUUGACUGAUGGCUGUCCUAAGUAGCAUAGAUUGGGGCACAUUUGACUGAUGGCUGUCCACAUUAGUAAAGAUUGGGGCACAUUCGACAGAUGGCUGUCCAAAGUAGUAAAGAUUGGGGCACAUUUGACUGAUGGCUGUCGAAAGUAGUAUAGAUUGGGGCACAUUUGACUGAUGGCUGUCCAAAUUAGUAUAGAUUUGGGCACAUUUGAAAGAUGGCUGUCCACAUUAUUAAAGAUUGGGGCACAUUUGACAGAUGGCUGUCCAAAUUAGUAAAGAUUGGGGCACAUUUAAAAGUUGGCUGUCCAAAUUAGUAAAGAUUGUGGCACAUUUGACAGAUGGCUGUCCAAAGUAGUAUAUAUUGGGGCUCAUUUGACAGAUGGCUGUCCAAAUUAGUAAAGAUUGGGGCUCAUAUGACAGAUGGCUGUCCAAAGAAGUAAAGAUUGGGGCACAUUUGACUGAUGGCUGUCCUAAGUAGUAAAGAUUGGGGCUCAUUUGACAGAUGGCUGUCCAAAUUAGUAAAUAUUGGGGCUCAUAUGACAGAUGGCUAUCCAAAGAAGUAAAGAUUGGGGCACAUUUGAUAGAUGGCUGUCCAAAGUAGUAAAGAUUGGGACACAUUUGACAGAUGGCUGUCCAAAUUAGUAAAGAUUGGGGCUCAUAUGACAGAUGGCUGUCCAAAGAAGUAAAGAUUGGGGCACAUUUGACAGAUGGCUGUCCAAAUUAGUAAAGAUUGGGGCACAUUUGAUAGAUGGCUGUCCAAAUUAGUAAUGAUUGGGGCACAUUUGACAGAUGGCUGUCCAAAUUAGAAAAGAUUGGGGCACAUUUGAUAGAUGGCUUUCCAAAGUAGUAAAGAUUGGGACACAUUUGACAUAUGGCUGUCCAAAGUAGUAUAGCUUGGGGCACAUUUGACAGAUGGCUGUCCAAAUUAGUAAAGAUUCGGGCACAUUUGAAAGGUGGCUGUCCACAUUAGUAAAGAUUGGGGCACAUUUGACAGAUGUCUGUCUAAAAUAGGUAAGAUUAGGGCUCAUUUGACAGACGGCUGUCCAAAUUAGUAAAGAUUGGGGCUCAUAUGACAGAUGGCUGUCCAAAUUAGUAAAGAUUGGGGCUCAUAUGACAGAUGGCUGCCUAAAGUUUUACAGAUUGGGGCACAUUUGAUAGAUGGCUGUCAAAAUUUGUAAAGAUUGGGGCACAUUUGACAGAUGGCUGUCCAAAUUAGUAAAGAUUGGGGCACAUUUGAUAGAUGGCUGUCCAAAGUAGUAAAGAUUGGGACACAUUUGACAGAUGGCUGUCCAAAGUAGUAUAGAUUGGAGCACAUUUGACAGAUGGCUGUCCAAAUUAGAAAAUAUUGGGGCACAUUUGAAAGGUGGCUGUCCAAAUUAGUAAAGAUCGUGGCACAUUUGACAGAUUGCUGUCCAAAUUAGUAAAGAUUGGGGCUUAUUUGACAAACGGCUGUCCAAAUUAGUAAAGAUUGGGGCUCAUAUGACAGAUGGCUGUCCAAAUUAGUAAAGAUUGGGGCUCAUAUGACAGAUGGCUGCCUAAAGUUUUACAGAUUGGGGCACAUUUGAUAGAUGGCUGUCCAAAUUAGUAAAGAUUGGGGCACAUUUGACAGAUGGCUGUCCAAAAUAGUAAAGAUUGGGGCACAUUUGACGGAUGGCUGUCCAAAUUAGUAAAGAUUGGGGCUCAUAUGACAGAUGGCUGCCUAAAGUUUUACAGAUUGGGGCACAUUUGAUAGAUGGCUGUCCAAAUUAGUAAAGAUUGGGGCACAUUUGACAGAUGGCUGUCCAAAAUAGUAAAGAUUGGGGCACAUUUGACGGAUGGCUGUCCAAAUUAGUAAAGAUUGGGGCUCAUUCGACAGAUGGCAAUCCAAAUUAUUAAAGAUUUGGGCACAUUUGACAGAUGGCUGUCCAAAUUAGUAAAGAUUGGGGCACAUUUGAUAGAUGGCUGUCCAAAGUAGUAAAGAUUGCGACACAUUUGACAGAUGGCUGUCCAAAGUAGAAUAGAUUGGGGCACAUUUGACAGAUGGCUGUCCAAAUUAGAAAAUAUUGGGGCACAUUUGAAAGGUGGCUGUCCAAAUUAGUAAAGAUCGUGGCACAUUUGACAGAUGGCUGUCCAAAUUAGUAAAGAUUGGGGCUCAUUUGACAGACGGCUGUCCAAAUUAGUAAAGAUUGGGGCUCAUAUGACAGAUGGCUGUCCAAAUUAGUAAAGAUUGGGGCACAUUUGACAGAUGGCUGUCCAAAUUAGUAAAGAUUGGGGCACAUUUGACAGAUGGCUGUCCAAAUUAGUAAAGAUUGGGGCACAUUUGACAGAUGGCUGUCCAAAUUAGUAAAGAUUGGGGCACAUUUGACAGAUGGCUGUCCAAAUUAGUAAAGAUUGGGGCACAUUUGACAGAUGGCUGUCCAAAUUAGUAAAGAUUGGGGCACAUUUGACAGAUGGCUGUCCAAAUUAGUAAAGAUUGGGGCACAUUUGACAGAUGGCUGUCCAAAUUAGUAAAGAUUGGGGCACAUUUGACAGACGGCUGUCCAAAUUAGUAAAGAUUGGGGCACAUUUGACAGAUGGCUGUCCAAAUUAGUAAAGAUUGGGGCACAUUUGACAGACGGCUGUCCAAAUUAGUAAAGAUUGGGGCACAUUUGACAGAUGGCUGUCCAAAUUAGUAAAGAUUGGGGCACAUUUGACAGACGGCUGUCCAAAUUAGUAAAGAUUGGGGCACAUUUGACAGAUGGCUGUCCAAAUUAGUAAAGAUUGGGGCACAUUUGACAGAUGGCUGUCCAAAUUAGUAAAGAUUGGGGCACAUUUGACAGAUGGCUGUCCAAAUUAGUAAAGAUUGGGGCACAUUUGAUAGAUGGCUGUCCAAAGUAGUAAAGAUUGCGACACAUUUGACAGAUGGCUGUCCAAAGUAGUAUAGAUUGGGGCACAUUUGACAGAUGGCUGUCCAAAUUAGAAAAUAUUGGGGCACAUUUGAAAGGUGGCUGUCCAAAUUAGUAAAGAUCGUGGCACAUUUGACAGAUGGCUGUCCAAAUUAGUAAAGAUUGGGGCUCAUUUGACAGACGGCUGUCCAAAUUAGUAAAGAUUGGGGCUCAUAUGACAGAUGGCUGUCCAAAUUAGUAAAGAUUGGGGAACAUAUGACAGAUGGCUGUCCAAAUUAUUAAGAUUGGGGCUCAUUUGACAGAUGGCUGUCCAAAUUAGUAAAGAUUGGGGCACAUUUGACAGGUGGCUGUCCAAAUUAGUAAAGAUUGGGGCACAUUUGACAGAUGGCUGUCGAAAUUAGUAAAGAUUAGGGCACAUUUGACUGAUUGCUGUUCAAAGUUUUAAAGAUUAGGGCACGUUUGACUGAUGGUUGUGCAAAGUAGUAAAGAUCGGGGCUCAUUUGAAUGAUGGCUGUUCAAAGUCUUAAAGAUCGGGGCAUAUUUGACUGAUGGCUGAGGAAGACAAGCUUAUCGUUUUCAGGUGAUUCAUAGCUACCGUAUGUGACCCUAAGGAUGGCCUGGUUCUCUCUGGCUUAUCGUGAGGGGACUCGAGGUGGUGCUUUGAAGUUACUAAAAUUGAGCGAACCCUGUGACUGACAGAAGGAGAAGACACUGUGUGUCUGUGUGUGUGUAUUAGGACAAUGCAUGGGAUGUCACUCAUUAGCUACUUGGACAAUUUUGAAUGAAGAGUUUCUGUCCACACAUCUCUUUUAUUGUGUCUUCCAUAACAUAACUGGUAAACUUCAGAAACGGGUUUACGAACUCUCCAAAGCAAAUCUUGGAAAUUGCACUGCACCCGAAGUCGUGAAUUCCAUAUUUAAAAUAGAUUUGAUUUCAGCGGUCCCACCCACUCCCUAUGAUUUCAGUUUCCUGUUUAUGGAAAAAGAUUAGAUUAAAGGUAUUGUUGCAAUUAACUCAGAUGACAUCACACAGGUAUCGUGCGCCGGAAAUACUCUUCCAGCCCCGCAUCGUGGGUAGGAAUGACAUCAAAGGAAUUCCCAAUGUCAUCCACGACGUCAUUUCCGCUUGUGACAUGAACACAAGGAAAGGUCUUUAUAACAACAUCAUCUUGGCCGGCGGGAGCUCCAUGCUGGAUGGAAUAGCGGCCCGGCUGCAGGUGGAGCUGGUGUCGCUGUGUCCACAAAAUGCGCAGGUUUGUUGUCCGCCAGAGAGGUAUUGUGUCUACUUUGUGCUGAUAAUUGUUUUGCUACUUUGAAGAAACAUGUAAAUAUUAUCGUUCAUUUCUUUGCAUCGAACCAGUUCUGGAUCACUGUAUAAUGUUAAUUAAUACUAAAGUAACGACACGUCAAAAUCACGUAAAAUCAAGAUUUCAAUCACUGUGUAUGAAAAUGAAUGUUGUUACAAGGGUUUCUUACAUAGUUAUAUCAUUACUUUAUUUUAUUUUUAAUUAAAGGUUAACUUUUAUUUUAACAACAUUUCUGAUGAAAUAUCUCCCUUGAGGAUGUACGUUCACCGCGCAAUGUCAUUGGUUAGCCUUGCACUCGUUGAACUAAAUUUUUUGUUCCACCCUAAAAUGAAUUAUUUCCCUUCCGAUAGAUAAAGAUCAACGCCAGACGAGACCGCCAUCUUGCUGCCUGGAUUGGUGGCUCCAUCUAUGCCACACUUCCGGCAUUCCAGCAAACGAGCGUCACCAGACAAGAAUAUGAGGAGAGGGGCGCGGCUGCAGUUCACCAAAAAAUUGUUUAAGUUAAAGUAAAGCGGAACGGGGGG